Messenger RNA from Brienomyrus brachyistius, 1311 nucleotides. It is a transcript of the gene cdk1, whose product is annotated as cyclin-dependent kinase 1. The record is from RefSeq and is a predicted model, not a curated record. Bases 173 to 1084 code for a protein of 303 amino acids. Gene Ontology annotation, biological process: protein phosphorylation; mitotic G2 DNA damage checkpoint signaling; G2/M transition of mitotic cell cycle. The transcript is spliced from 8 exons. Gene Ontology annotation, cellular component: nucleus. Lineage: Eukaryota; Metazoa; Chordata; Actinopteri; Osteoglossiformes; Mormyridae. Gene Ontology annotation, molecular function: RNA polymerase II CTD heptapeptide repeat kinase activity; ATP binding; cyclin-dependent protein serine/threonine kinase activity.
CUGAGGUUCCGCGUCCUGAUUGGCCGUUUUGAAUGUAGCGCGCGGUUGCUUGGAUUUGAACUGCACGAGUGCGGCCGGUUUGAGAGCCCAUAAUGCACAUUUGACUUCCAGGGGUAGCUGGGUGAGGGAGAGUAACGCUGUCCUCGGCAGGAAAAAAAAGACAACCACACCAAUGGAGGAUUACUUAAAGAUAGAAAAAAUUGGAGAGGGUACAUAUGGCGUUGUGUACAAGGGUAAACACAAGUCCACGGGCCGAGUGGUGGCUAUGAAGAAGAUCAGAUUGGAAAGUGAGGAGGAAGGAGUUCCCAGCACAGCUGUCAGAGAGAUCUCAUUGCUCAAGGAACUGCAGCAUCCCAAUGUUGUGUGUCUUUUGGAUGUUUUGAUGCAGGAAUCUCGCCUUUACCUCAUCUUUGAGUUCCUUUCUAUGGAUUUAAAGAAAUACCUGGACUCAAUCCCAUCUGGGCAGUACAUGGACCCCAUGCUUGUAAAGAGUUAUUUGUAUCAGAUCUUGCAAGGGAUAGUCUUUUGCCACUGUAGAAGAGUUCUCCAUCGAGACUUGAAGCCGCAGAACCUGCUGAUAGACAACAAAGGAGUUAUCAAAUUGGCUGACUUUGGGCUGGCCCGUGCUUUUGGGGUUCCCGUUCGUGUGUAUACACAUGAGGUGGUGACACUGUGGUACAGGGCUCCUGAGGUUCUUCUCGGAGCAUCACGCUAUUCCACCCCCGUGGAUGUGUGGAGCAUUGGCACCAUCUUUGCGGAACUGGCCACAAAGAAGCCCUUGUUCCACGGGGAUUCAGAAAUUGAUCAGCUGUUUAGGAUUUUCAGGACCCUGGGGACUCCAAACAACAAUGUGUGGCCAGAUGUGGAAUCCCUGCCUGACUACAAGACCACAUUUCCCAAGUGGAAGUCUUGUAGCCUGUCUUCCUUAGUGAAGAAUCUGGAUGAUGAUGGCAUCAACUUAUUGUCGAAAAUGCUCAUAUAUGACCCACCGAAGCGGAUCUCAGCUAGGCAAGCCCUGAGCCACCCUUACUUCGAUGACCUUGAUAAAAGCACUCUCCCUGCCAGCAACAUUAACAAGUAUUAAACGUCUGAGCGGGGACCCCUCCACCCACCCUUAAUGGGUUAGUUUCCUUGUUUGAGUUUUUCCUUUCACUAUUUUCUUUCUUAUCUUGUAUGCAAUCUAGCUCUGUAAAUAGUCUUGUUUUGGCAUACCUUUCUGUAAUAUAUACUGUAUACCUGUCAGGCUGCCAGACAAGCAAUUUGUGUAUAUUGUGUAUAUGAUUCUUCAUUAUUAAAAUGCACUUUUUGACA